AUGCGUGAUGAGGAAAAAUUAGAUAAACUUCUCAAGGAACUUUAUGAUUCCAUAGGUAAGGGGUCUGGCGUUUUGGCUGAUCAGGUUGGCAAGGUGAGUGCGUGGCUUGGGAGGUAUGAGAGUGAGGUGAACAAGAAAUGUGAAGAUGUUAAGACGCCUGUAAGAGAAAUGAAAACGCUUAUUAAUCACGACAAAACAUUAAUCGAAGAAGAGCAACAUAACGCCCUUAAGAAACAAGUUGGGGACUGGACUCAUCGCGCCAAGUUGUACAUAGAGAAGGCCGAAAAGGCCAAGAACGCUUUGGAUCAUCUUGAUCCUACGCUUUCAGGUAUACUGGUCAAGAAUGAACUUCAGAUAGCGUUUGGUGAGGUGCGUGCAGGGAUUAAUGCGCUUGAAAAGAGGUAUGGAGGUGAGAUUGCUGGUCCGGUUGGAAGUCUUAAGAGUUAUUCUGAGAGUUUUGAAAAACGAUUUCGUACAACUCAUACUGCGCUGCAGAACGCGAUAAAGGCCGUGGAAACGGAUAUCGGAAAUCUUAACGAACUUGAAAAGGUUGAGCAGAUCAUGGAGGGAGCAAAUUCAUACGUCCAAGUUCCUUUACUGCAAGCCAUGCAAAAAGGCACCGCGUUUUCCGAACUCAAAACAUAUUUCCGCAAUCUUGACAGCCAAGUUAUGAAACAUGUUAUGGAGGCAAUGGAGGCGAUCGCCAAAGGUUCAACAUAUUUGUAUCCCACAGAUCUGAAUGAAGUUAAAGCACCACUUACCAAGGUGAGAGGAAUCUUGGACGGAACAAGUGCCGUUCCAAAUUUCCAAGAGAUCAUAGCCCAGCUCAAGGAAUACGGCGUUAAGACGGAUGACGUUGAUGAUUUGAAGACGAAACUACCUAAACUUUCAGGAACUGUGCAGAUUGCAAUAGAGAAAGUUGAGCGCUCUGAAACACCACAAAAACAAGAAACAAGUUCCCUUUUUACCGCCCUCGCGCAAAUUGUCGACGCCGUCUCCCAGCACUCCAAUGACAUAGUUACGGCACUUGUUAAGGCAAUUAACGAUAAAGUAAAAGAGGAGGUUACGGCUGUAGUAAAAGUUAUUAAGGCUAAUGUUACUAAAAUAAAAAAUGGCAUUGAAAAUACCGUGGAUGACAGGCAUGACUAUGGUGGCGGUAGCCCCGGCGUUGGCCAGCCAGCCCCCGGUCUACAGAAGUUAGUGAGCGAGUUCAAAUCUCAGAUUAAUCAGGAGCUGACGACGCUUCAAGGGAAUGUCGGUAAGGAAGCUGACAGAAAAGAAGGCGACAGUAUUUAUUCGAAUUUGCUGAAGGUUAAAGCGGAUGUGACUGAUCUUGGCACCAAGGUUGCGAAUGUUGUCGAUCACGUGGACAAAGUUAGCACAGAUCUUGCAGCUUGUAUUCUAGACGCCGAAAUGCUGAUUGCAAAUGCCUCUCAAAUGACUGAAAAGGCCAUAGUUCAAUUGCGAGAUGCCGCCAAUAUUAAAAUCCAACAGGCCUUCACCUCCCUCCAAUCCAAAGCCAAAUCCCUCUACACCGAGCGCAAGACAAAGGAAGUCGAAGCCCUGCAGAAGAUCGUGGAGAAAGAGUUCACUGCGAUCGAUAGUAUUAUCAAACACGAUAAACAAAGAGGCCUUAAGGGUUUAUUGACCAAAUUGCAAAUGUCGUUGGAUGCUCAUUUACAGGAAUUUGGGACAAAAUCCCAAAAGCCUCACACAGUCUCACAGUUCGCUGAAAUCGUUAGGGAAUUCUCACAUGUGCUCUUCUACGGAUUAUAUGAUCAACAUGAUUUCACGCCGUUGGAAUCCAAUUUUCAUCCUUAUGUGGAGCAUCUUCAGAAUUUGCUCAUACAACUUGAAACAUCUAAACACUUCCACCAUGAGGUGACCAAAAAACGCGAAGCCCUCCAAGAUGCAUUAAGUUCAUUUCAUCCAGAAAAUAUGGGUGAUGCAUCGAAGAGGCUUUUAUCACCCCUCAAGUCCGGCAUGAUCAAAUUCACCACUGAACUCUCCCACGCGUACGUAAAUAAAUACAGUGGUUCUAAGCCUGUAGAACAGUGGGAGGAAGAUGAAACUAUAAAAGUUGGUGACAAAACAGAAACCAAGAAAGUCCUCUCCACCGAGGGCCGCAACUGCGCCAAGGUCUGCCUGACGCUUAUGGAGGGGCUGAGAAAAGAUCUGUUUGAUUUGCAAAAUGAAUGUAAAUCGGGCGGUAAGAAUAAAUGGAAUGAAAAGAAAAUAUGUUUGACUGAAAUGGUGAAGACAGAGAAAGUUGAAAAUAAGCUCGGGCAAUGGUUCCAGAACCGUGGCUUCACUGUGCCGAAUGAUGACAAGACACAAAACGGGGAGUUGAACAACGAGCGAAAGGGUGAAAAUAUUUUUGGCAAAAUUACGGAGAAUAUUGCCGCCGCGCACAGCAUUCCAGUCCUCAAAACGUGGAAGGAUAUGUGCGUGGAAGAACAGAAAAAGAAAUUUUCUAUAAGUAACCAGAAAGGUACUGCUACCAUAAGUAUAAACACUGACAACAUUCAUCUCUUCGACCUUGCCGAUUUCCUUCGCGAUUUUUUCCGAAAGUACUACCAUGUAUGCCAACAUAUACAUAUCGAUUCUCCCAAGGCGCCGAGUAAUAUCUACCAAAUGCUCCAGUGGCUCUCCGGGUUAUACUUUAAUCCGAUGUACGACAAACUCGGUGAGUACUUCAAGGAGCUGUUUGACAAGCCUAAGGGAGAGGAAGCAAAGCCGUAUAAAGAUUUCAAAGAUACAGAUCUUAUCUUAGAUGCCACGUCAACAAUUAGGCCUAAGGAGCUAAAUCAUAGGCUCCAACAGACUUGUUUACACUCUCAACUUGUAUUAGUCGCCUUCCUAGGCAAUGGUUACGCCGACGGCCGCUACGCCUGCGAAUUCCGCACAAACUUUGACAAAUUAUUAUAUCCAUCGAAUCCAUCAGCGUGCUUCGAUAUGUUAGUUGAUGUGUUGAAUAGAGUGUUUCAUCAGUUGCGUUUCCUAUUCAUCCAGUGUUCCAACAGCCGUAGUAGGGUGGUUGGGCGAACUGCCAAUAUGGCAGGUAUGUCGGCGGGUCGUCGUGGACCUGCAAUAAGUUCCAAUGUCCCGACCAAGACUGUGAACAAAAGCACAACCAAACAUGUAACCGAAGUGGUGACCAAAUGA
Molecule: messenger RNA, 3165 nt
Organism: Babesia ovata
Lineage: Eukaryota; Apicomplexa; Aconoidasida; Piroplasmida; Babesiidae
Exons: 2
Coding region: 1-3165 (1054 amino acids)
Source: RefSeq, a predicted model, not a curated record